AUGCGUCUCGAGGUCAUUUUCACCUCCCUGACCCUCGGGUCUGCAGUCCUGGCUCUGCCCCAGGCUCUUCCCCAGACCAAAUCAUCAAAGUCACAAAACAUCACCGCCACCGCCACCGCAAACUGCACAUCUGAGCCUCUCAACCAGGACACCUGGGUCAAGCUCAAGCUCAACGACGCCCUUACCACGGCGGCGGCCAAGGUUAAGGGCACCAGCAACACGGUGCAGGAGUUGGCCAGUACUGUUGGUGCGCCCAAUUUCUUCUGUGGCCUGGACAGUUUCUGCAACGCCGGCCAACCGUGCACGCCGGUAGAGCUACCGGACUGGUACAUACUCGUGGCGGCGCAAAACUGGAACAGUUAUAUGAACUCGCUCAACACAGCAAUCACGUUCGCUUCCAGUAUAUUAGGGUUGCAACUACCCUCCAUUUCCAAUGAUUUCAUCACCGAGCCGCGCGACGACGUCACGCCGCUCAACAACAUCCUCAGUAUGUUUGCAACCAUAUUGGGCUCCAUCCCCAUCACGGGCGAUAUCAAAACCAUCGUGUCCGGUGGUACGCAGGCCAUAAAAUUCAUCUCUGGCAUGACCAAGCCGGCCGCCCAGCCCGACAAGUUCCUCACCUGGAGCAGCAUCGCCAGCUCGCUCGGCGACGUCGUCAAGGAGUACCAGUCCUCCGUGUCCAAGGCCGUGACGGCGACGCUGAACGCGCCAAUCCUCGACAAAGACUCCGGACUGGGCACCAUCCUGGCCGAUGGCGAGUUCCUGGGGGCGCGCCAAAACGUGACCGAGGAGGACAUUUCCGGACGGGUCCUGGACGCCCUGACCGUCUACGCGGUCGGGCUGGCGCUGACCUCGCAGCGCGUCUUCAUCACGCGCGUCAUCGGGCUGGAUUCGUGCCAACACAGCCAGCCCGAAGCGGUCGAGGAGUGCACGGGCCCGGACAGCAACGGCUGGUUCACGCAGAACCUGCUGUUGCGUGCCGAAGGCAACAAGGCCAUGUCGAUGGAUGACAUGGCUCAAAAGCUAUCCAGCAAGUACGGCAUCGAUAAACAGCAGUACCUGAUGGACGUGGUGAAGUGCUGGGAAGACAACAACAAACAGCAGCUUUUCAAUCCCUUCGCCGACUCGGCGGUUCCCAUUGACAAGAAGACUCCCUGCCUGUUUAACCUGCAGGUAUGCGAACGGGGCCCGGGUGGCUCUGGGAGUAUUGUGGAGACUUGCCGGGACAAGGGCUUGAACAUUUAA
Molecule: messenger RNA, 1245 nt
Organism: Pyricularia grisea
Lineage: Eukaryota; Fungi; Ascomycota; Sordariomycetes; Magnaporthales; Pyriculariaceae
Exons: 1
Coding region: 1-1245 (414 amino acids)
Source: RefSeq, a predicted model, not a curated record